CAUAAAGAAAAAGUGAGAAGUGGGUGGACGGAUUUGAAGACCAGAAGAAGAAGUGGAUAUAGAAUUGCAUCUCUUCUCUUCGUUUCCGUUUUCGAUUCUCCGACGAAUUCAUGGCCGGAGAUUGAUGGUAGAGCGCCAAUUCAAGGAUCUCGAUUCCUUUCCACUCACUCAACUGAAGGUUUAUCGUUUCAAGAUUAUUUUAGUGAGCUAGAGUGUCUGUAUUGUUCAUAUAGUUGGUUUUGGAGUUCCGGUCUGAAGAUUAAGAUUUGAGGAGCAUGGGCACAAGAUCGAAAAGUGCAAAUAGUGUUGAAUCUGAUGUACAACGUUCUAUGCCUUCAACAAUUGUCGCCCAGCCAUGGUGGCGAGGUCCUGGUUUUGGUGCCACGGCACCACCAUCAGCAGAUCCUGAUGGGGGUGAUGUGUCCAAACAUGCUGGUCAAUCUCAAGUGCAUGAUAAAGUAGACAAUAGUGCUGAUGUUCAGAAGCAGAUGCAAACUUUGGGGAUACCAACAGAUGGAAUUUGUGGACAGGAGCAUCAACAUCAGCCAUUUGUCUCAUCUUCCGUGCCUACUAUGAUGACUGAAUACCAUGUACCACACACUCAGCUGGAACUGGGUCAAUCAAUUGCUUGUGCGGCAUAUCCAUAUGCCGAUCCUUACGCGUUAAUGAAUGCUUAUGGCAAUCCAGCCAUGGUACAUCCCCAUUUAAUUGGAAUGCCUCACACUCGCAUGCCUUUGCCACUUGAAAUGACAGAGGAGCCCGUUUAUGUCAAUGCUAAACAAUACCAUGGAAUCUUGAGGAGAAGACAAUCACGUGCAAAGGCUGAACUUGAAAAGAAACUGAUAAAAGUUAGAAGGCCAUAUCUUCAUGAAUCCCGUCAUCAACAUGCAAUGAGGAGGGCAAGGGGAUGCGGAGGUCGUUUUCUUAACACGAAGAAGAACGAUGGAAACACUGAUAACACAACAAACCCGGGUGCUACUCUUCCAGUAUCAUUGCCCAAAUCCUCCCCUUCCGAAGCCCCACCAUCUGGUUGUUCAGAAAAUCAAAUUACAGCUAACCAGAUGCAGCAACCAGCAUACACCAACGGAACCGAUGGAUACCCGCAAUCCGGCUUCCAGUUAUCAGCCUUCCAUGCAAUGCAAGGUGAAAGGAUAGAUGAAGGGGACUGUUCAGGACAACAGCGUGGUGGCAUCCUGGUGAACCAGUCCUCAAACCGGGCGGUCACCAUCCAGUGAAUGCAUUUCCCCAUUGGGCAUGGUCUGUCUCUUCUUCUGCAUUGCCCUGGCACAGGUUCUUGUUUGUUCACAUGGUUGUUAAUGUCGGUGCAAUCGUCAGAGACAUGAGCAUGCUUAGCUGAAAAGGGGAAUUCACUGGUAUAUCUGGUGUUCUAAGGCAAUUCAUUCUUGGCUUGUUUCUUUGUUUUGGGGUCUCUUGUUCUCUUUAUAGGAGAAUAGAGGGAGAGGGAGAAGUAGCUUUGCUACCUCUUAUGUUUAUAUAAAUAUAUAAAUAUAUUACCCUAAGGUCUCAAAUCUAUUCUCCCUAGUUUCAUCCUGUAUUUUCGGUUUCUUUUGCAUUGAGUUUAACUUUGUAAACAAUGCCAGAAAACAUGAAUCUCUUACAUUAGUUUGUGUGCAUUUGAUGUUUUCUGAAACACUCAUUUAUUAGGUGUUUAUCUUGA
This is a messenger RNA of Dioscorea cayenensis subsp. rotundata (Guinea yam), 1678 nucleotides long. RefSeq names its product nuclear transcription factor Y subunit A-7-like. The coding region runs from base 276 to 1235 and encodes 319 amino acids. Gene Ontology annotation, cellular component: CCAAT-binding factor complex. Lineage: Eukaryota; Viridiplantae; Streptophyta; Magnoliopsida; Dioscoreales; Dioscoreaceae. Gene Ontology annotation, biological process: regulation of transcription by RNA polymerase II. The transcript has 6 exons. The record is from RefSeq and is a predicted model, not a curated record. Gene Ontology annotation, molecular function: DNA-binding transcription factor activity, RNA polymerase II-specific; RNA polymerase II cis-regulatory region sequence-specific DNA binding.